AUGAAUGUAAAUUGAAAUAUCAAGUGAUCGAUUUUAUAGUAAGGUAAGCUCUGCAACAUUUCUUAACUUGUAAUUGAAAGUAUACGCACGUGUUUUUAUGACGUAUAAAAAUGUAAUAAUUUACGUACUGAUAUGAUUGUGAGACGUUAAAAAUUUUGAUUGCGAAUUUCGAAUUGUUUUGGAGCGCGCGACACCAGAGGUGCCCAACAUCGGGUUGAAGCUAGGCGCAUGAUUGAUAGUUUAAAAAAGUUUUCGUUUGGUAGUUCGAAAGUGCAGCAUCGUUCGAACUACCGGAACGAAAGUGAAAGUUAUUUAUUUGAAGCGCUUACGUUUGUGGGGGGCUUGGACGGGAGGGCGAAGGGUUCGCCUCUAAUGUGAUGCUGCGGUACGAUCUCAUCUACGAAGAGUUUUCUUUUAACCCGCAGGAGAUCGCCGUCUUUUCGAUUUGAGUUGGCUGCAGUUGUUACCGCUUAAAACAAGUUGUCAAAAGUUAUUUUGUAUAUGCGAGUGUCGGUGGGAUUCGAAAAUCGGGGAUAGAAUGCGGCCCCUUUGGACCGGUGAGACACAUUCGGAUCGGAUCGUAGUAUGCGUGGCGAAGAGCCGGCACCAUGGGGGCACCACAGCCUGAGAAGAGAUUGAGCUGACCUAACCUAACCAACAAUAGACGCUAUAUAACUCCGCUCUCUCUGCUCUUGUCAAAAACUGUGGAUAUGUGCGACGGAGAUUCACAAUAAUGUGGCCCAUCCUGUUGGACAUGACUAAAGAGGAAUCGAUGCAACACCUAAGAUGCCUAGAGAUUGACGCGUUCAGCGGGUUGGUGAGCGCCCUGCGAGCGCAGGGUGCAUUAGACAGUGAAAAGCUAAAGAUACUGAAGGAGACUGGCAGCAUCCUGCACAUCUCCCAGGAGAGACACAAGGCUGAGGUCAGGAGGGUUGUCAAUGAUGAGAAGCUGUGCACCAUUGCCUACCACGUCAACGGCGAGAAACAUUCGAACGAUGAAUGGGCCGAGGAGGGGCAAAGGCUGAUACCGCUUAUGGCGAGGAUCGCACCGCAAACAGCGUACUCGGCUAUUGCGGACGAAGUUGCGGAUACUGCAAGCAAGAUUAAUAAGCAACUGCCUUCGCCCUCGUGCACCGAGAGGAAAAGGCCCCCUCCGAUUUCGCCCACCCACAUCAAUGCUAGCACCUCAGACGGAACGGGAAAGAAUAUGCAAUUCAGGCUGAGCGAACCGGAGAUCAAGAAGAGGAAAUUAUCGCUCAGCGUUGACAACAACAACAUGAUGGGUCCCCCCAAAAUUAGCAAAAUACAACAAAUUUAUAGGCAAAAGAGUAAAACUAGACAAAAAGAGCAGGUGAUUAAGAUGAAACCGCAGGAUGGUGAGAUGCCGAAGGUGAUGAUGCAAUCGCCGAUGGCGAAAAUGCAGACGAAGGUAAUCAGCGCAUCGUCGCAAAUCAGUCCUAAAAUCAACAUCUUGCAGAACAUAAGCAUUCACGGACCGACCGGUGGUUGUGCGGUCGAAGAGCAGAGGCCGGAGCCGUCGUGCGGUGGGUCGGCUCCUGCACCUCUACCAUCGGAGGACGCGAAGGACGAAUCGAAACCAGUGCCUAACCAUCAUAACAAAGUGUACGUGAACGCGCCCAACAUCAGUGGAAGUUCUGUUGCUGCUGCUGGUGUUGGUAGUGGUGGUGGUAGUAGUGGUAGUUGUACAAGUGGUAGCGCGAAAGUGAACCAAUUGACAAUCAAGGCGGGAGGCGGUGCGAACGAGGUGAUGCAGAAGACGUUCAAGGUUUGCACGCCGCGGAAGCCUAUUCCGCCGACGAAAACGGUGACGACCAGUUCGGGUCAGAAGUUGAUUGUCGUCUCGACGCCGCAGACGCUGACCAGUUCCACGAUUAUCCAACGGACGCUCUCCACAUUUCCGCUGAAGAACUUCUCGAUGAAGAACCUGGACAAGGUGAAGAUCGUCUCCGGCAACGCAACGACCGCCCCCGCCAUACACAUCCAGAAUUCGGUCAAGCAGAAGGUCGUCACGAUGCGGACCACCGCCAACAAGAAGAUCAUGCCCGUGCAGGUGCUCAACACCAAGACCGGCAUCAAAGUCCUUCCCAUCGGCGGAAAGAUUAUAUCCAAAAAUGGGGAGCACACUUCGGAGGACAUAAUAAUCGACGGGGUGGAUCAACCGUUGGAAGUAUUAAACAUAGUGAGCAAUAUGGACUCGGUGACGAACCAGCAGAAUUGUACCGGUGCUACGACCAUCCUCAAUUCUAAUACUAGUAGUACUAAUUGCUCGUCGAGCGAAAUCACGAAUAACGAUCAAGUGGCUGUGGCUGUGUCUGUGUUGGAAUCUCAAAAGGAGGCGGAGUGCGACAAUUCGAUGAACUGAUACACGCACUCUGUCGUAGUGUGUUAGUUAUAGUGUUGGAAGUAUAAAAGAAAAGAAAAAAAUAGGAGAAGACGAACAAUGAAUGAAUGAAUGAAUUAGUGACACAAUUGUACAUUUUUUAGGACACGAUAUGAUAUAUAUAUACAUAUAUAUAUUUUUUAUGUAAUUCGGAGAUGCGACUGCGCGGAUUCUUAAAGAAAUGUUGUUGUUGAUUUUCUUAAAAAUCGCGAGUCCAGAGAUGUUUCAUUUUCUAGUUUUUUAAUUGUGUAAAAAGGAUUUUGAUAGACAGAAUAACGGACGGAAUAAUGUUCAGAUUAUUCAUUAUUUGGACGAAUAAAUAUAAACAUGCCCUCCUUCUCCUCACAAACCCCCCCAAGGAAAGAAUGGUUAACAGCCAUUAAAAAUAAGUGCUUUAUAAUUUAGUUUGUAACGAUUAUUGUGUAUAUUUUUGUAUGUUCCUCGUCCCCCCCCCGUCUCACACCCCUCUCUCUUCGACGCCCACCGAAGAAGAGGAAGAAGAAGAAGAAUCGAAUCUCCUACGAUUUUCAAAACCCGAACUGAGAACGAGAUUUCAUUAUUACAACAACAGAAAAAGAAAAGGGUAGUUUAUUUAUUGUAUACAAUUUAGCCAUUGCUCAAUACGAAAAUACUUACGUUGUUUUACCUGC
Nicrophorus vespilloides is the source of this 3051-nucleotide messenger RNA. RefSeq names its product BRCA2-interacting transcriptional repressor EMSY. The coding region runs from base 734 to 2383 and encodes 549 amino acids. Gene Ontology annotation, biological process: regulation of DNA-templated transcription. The transcript is spliced from 5 exons. Gene Ontology annotation, cellular component: nucleoplasm. The record is from RefSeq and is a predicted model, not a curated record. Lineage: Eukaryota; Metazoa; Arthropoda; Insecta; Coleoptera; Silphidae.